Molecule: messenger RNA, 2772 nt
Organism: Annulohypoxylon maeteangense
Lineage: Eukaryota; Fungi; Ascomycota; Sordariomycetes; Xylariales; Hypoxylaceae
Product: SPX-domain-containing protein
Exons: 4
Coding region: 142-2517 (791 amino acids)
Biological process (GO): vacuolar transport; microautophagy; polyphosphate metabolic process
Cellular component (GO): fungal-type vacuole membrane; vacuolar transporter chaperone complex
Source: RefSeq, a predicted model, not a curated record
CGGGCAUUGGACGGUUAGAAACGCCCCCUCUCUUAUCUAUCCAACUGUUACUCAUUUCACCUGAAUACAAGGAGGACCUCUUGGAUUUCUACAAGACGCGGCGGUACCAAGAAUUGGCGCGCGAAGCCCGGGUUAAUCGUCAUGAAGUUCGGAGAACAAUUGCGAUCGAGCAUCAUCCGCGAGUACCAAUGGUACUAUAUCGACUACGAUGGACUCAAGUCCGAGUUGAAGACCGCCUCGGGACCGCCCAUAGAUGUCGAUGAUAACUCGAAGAAUAAGAAGGGAAAGGCCAAGGCCAAUGGCCAACAGAAAAACAGGUGGACCGAAGAGGAUGAGCAGCGAUUCAUUGCCAGGCUCUAUGCAGAGCUUGACAAGGUCUACACCAAAACCAAGGUCAAACAAUCCGAGAUCCAACGCCGUAUAGCUGUUAGCGAGCGAGAAGUCAAAGAGGUUGUUGCUAAGGUUACGGAGAGAGGCUUGACAGAGCAGGGUCCUUCUGAAGAAGAGUUUAUACUACUCGAAGAAGACCUUAGCGACAUCAUUGCCGACGUUCACGAUCUUGCCAAAUAUGUCCAGUUGAACUAUACUGGCUUUUACAAGAUAAUUAAGAAGCACGAUAAAAUGACCAACUGGCACCUCCGACCCUCGUUCGACACCGCGCUCAAGAACAAGCCAUUCUACAACGAAGAUUUCGAUGCCGAGGUUGUGAAGCUAUCUAACAUGUACAACAAUGUUAGAACACGCGGAAAUCCGGUCAAGGGUGAUAGCUCUGCUGGUGGUACUCAAGGCAGUUUCGUUCGCCAGACAACGAAAUACUGGGUGCAUCCAGACAAUGUCACCGAAUUAAAACUCAUCAUCUUAAAGCAUCUUCCCGUCUUGGUUUUCAAUGCCAGCAAGGAAUUUGAAAUAGCAGAUUCUGCAAUCUCUUCCAUCUACUACGACAACCCUGAGAAAUGGGAUCUCUACGAGGGCCGAUUAAAGAAAACCGAGGGAGCUGAAGCCAUCCGUCUAAGAUGGUAUGGUGGUAUGCAAAACGACACCAUUUUCGUGGAGCGAAAAACGCAUCGGGAAGAUUGGACAGGAGAGAAAUCCGUCAAAGCUCGUUUUGCUAUGAAGGAGAAGAACGUCAACGCAUAUCUGAGGGGCGACUUGCUACCAACAGCUCUCUUCGAAAAGGCUCGCAAAGAUGGUAAAAAAUCCGAGAAGGCUAUUGCUGAGGACGAGACGCUUGCAAAAGAGGUCCAAUACUCGGUAUUGAAGAACGGAUAUAAACCCGUCUGCAGAUCUUUCUACAACCGAACUGCGUUCCAGCUGCCAGCCGAUGCGCGUGUUCGAAUUUCCCUCGAUACCGAGCUUACGAUGGUUCGAGAGGACAACUUGGAUGCUACUAAGCGAUGCGGUGACAAUUGGCGACGAAUGGAUAUUGGUAUUGAUUAUCCGUUCUCGCAAUUGCCUCCUGGGGACGUUCUCCGCUUUCCAUAUGCAGUUUUGGAAGUAAAGCUCCAGACUCAACAUGGCCAAGAACCUCCGGAGUGGGUUCGCCAACUCAUCUCCAGUCAUCUCGUGGAGGCUGUUCCCAAGUUCUCUAAGUUUAUUCACGGCACUGCUUCUCUUUUCCCCAGCAGAAUUAAUUUGCUGCCUUACUGGAUGCCCCAGAUGGACGUGGACAUCCGAAAACCGAUAACACAUAAUUUUGGCAUUCACCGCCCGACCCAAUCACAUACUAGUGGCACAACAUCAGAUGGAGAUGAUGAUGACGAUGAUGACAUUGACUCGGAUGCCGACGAUGAAACUGAUGACGAAUCCGGGGGUCGCUCUGGCAAUGGAAACGGCUUGUCGCGGGGUGCACAGGCGCUUAUAUUAGGGGAUAUUGAAGGGCAAACUGUAGAGGGUACGGUAACUAACCAAGAUUACCCGCUCUAUGACUCGGAUGACGAAGUGGACGAGGAAGAUGCACUUGAGGAGGCACGGAGAGUCGGCGGCUGGACAUACUACUCUGCUCUGGGGAAGAAGUAUGGAAACGCUGUCGGACAUGGUGCAUUUAACGUCUUAAUGAGCGUUAUACCACGCCCUCGUGCCACGACGGUUCCUCGUAGCAACCGAAACCAGAUGUUCUUUGGCAACCAAGAAAUCCAGACGAAGAAGUUCAAGGCCCCGAAGGGUAAGAGGAUCUACGUGCCGGUUAGAGUCGAGCCUAAGGUCUACUUCGCGGCGGAAAGGACCUAUCUGAGCUGGCUCGAAUUCUCGAUCUACAUCGGAACUAUCGCCGUCACGUUGCUCAACUUUGGCCCCCAGCCGACAAAGCUUUCAUUCCUGGUGUCGGGAUUGUUUACUCUCUUGGCUAUUAUGUCGCUUUGCUACUCGGUCGGUAUCUACCUGUACCGAAGCAAGGGUAUCCGCGAACGCAGGGUCAUUAAGUUUUACGACAGGUUGGGGCCGACGGUUCUGUGCAGCGCCCUCUUCGUGGGCGUCGUGCUAAACUUUGCGUUCGAGGGGAGAGAUAAGGAGUUCUGGUAGACCGAACGUCUACUGGUAAGUGUUAAGUGUAAAAUGGUGUACAGAGCAUCUAACCGCAUGUGAGAGUUUCGGAAUUGUUUAGUUUGUAUAUGAGCGACCGCAAAUACUGUAUUUUGUCAGAUGUACCAAGGAGCAUGUAGCUGUAUAUAUAGCGAAGCUAGGUAAAAAGCCUGAUUUGGGCGAUGAGAAUGGCUGAAGAAUGAUGGAUGGUAUGUAGAUAGGUAGGUAGUUAAUGGGUAUUGAAGAUUGCAUGUA